Struthio camelus australis is the source of this 2442-nucleotide messenger RNA. NCBI's taxonomy places the organism in Eukaryota, Metazoa, Chordata, Aves, Struthioniformes, Struthionidae. The record is from RefSeq and is a predicted model, not a curated record.
CCAAUGACUACAAGACUUACGGUGUUACAUGAAGUAUAUGUAAAUUUUAUUGCAGUGAGGAGGACAUGUAUCGUGAUGCAGAAGAAAUAGAGAGAGAGAAAAUAUUACUUGUUUGUGAGACGGGCUCUUCAGAGCAUAAACUGAGCAUUGCACCCGAAAUGGAUGUCAUGGAAUAUUGCAUAAAAGAAUGGAGAGGAAAUACACCAGUAGCAAAAAGGAUGAAAAAGGGAUAUGAAGCAGUUUCUCAGAAAUUUGCAUCUAUAAGGAGAGUACGAGGUGAUAAUUACUGUGCUCUCAGAGCAACUCUGUUCCAGGCACUAAGCCAAGCUACUCAAUUACCAAGCUGGCUACAGAGCGAGGACUUUACCAUGCUUCCUGAAAAGUUGUUGAGCAAAUACGACUGGAUCAAGCAUUGGCAUCUAAAACAGAAACUGGGCAGGAAGAUGGGAGGAAUAAGUGAUGAAAUUAAAGAAUAUUUAAUGCUAUUAAGGAAAAAGUGGAAGAGUAUCAGUGAAAUCAAGGCUCCUAAUGAGAAACAAGAAGCUUGUGAUGAGUUGUUUAAAAAUGAAGAGGAAGAGUACAGUCUGUAUGAAGCUCUGAAAUUUUUGAUGCUCAACACAGCCAUUGAGUUAUACAAUGAUGAUAAAAAUGGAAGGAGAGUUCCUGUCUUCUCAUGGUUACUAUUUGCACGGGAUACAUCUAGCAACCCUUGCCAGUUAAUGCGUAAUCACUUGAAUCAAAUUGGUCACAGUGGAGGCCUUGAACAAGUGGAAAUGUUUCUCCUGGCUUAUGCCUUGCAGUACACCAUUCAAGUUUAUCGAUUGUAUAAAUACAAUACUGAUGAAUUCAUCACACUUUAUCCCAAUGACCCAAAGGAGGACUGGCCUGUGGUGACUCUCAUAACUGAAGAUGACAGACAUUAUAAUAUUCCAGUCGGAAUGUGCCAAGAGACUAUGUUGUAAACAAAUGAUUUUGGCUGAGAGAUCUGUGCUGUUUAUUGAGGCUUCCACUGCUAUUUUGAAAUAGGAUGGUGAUGCAUUAUUAAGUCUCCAGCAGCUUGAAGUUCACGUUUCAGAAGCUUACGUCUGAACUAAAAUACCAAACAAAUCUUUAAGAAUAACUGAGUAGGAAUUUUUCAAGCGUGGUUUUUAGUUGCCUGUAGAAUUUUUUUUUUCAUGGAGACUUAUGGUUUCUGUUUCUGAGGGGAUUUCUCUUAGUAGGAAUGCAGAAAUUACAGGUUCUCUUCUUAAAAGAAGAUAGGUCAUGUUCUGUAGCAAGAGAUGAGGUAACUUUCUGCCCUUGGAACUAAUGAGAUAAUGAAGAAUUGAAAUUUCUGGAAAAGUAAGUUAACAUUUUCCUGACUGAUCCUUAUAGUGGUGUUUAGAAGCAGUUUAUGUGACUGGGCCUUAGGAAGUGAUAUAAUUCUUCUGCACUUGUAGUAUAAAACCAUGGCAGACAUUAAGUUCCAAGAGAAAUAUUUGUUAGAAGUUUCGUAAUGCUCUGAGGGCUGUUCAGACAUGAAUAUCUUUUAUUUAGUAGGUAGGCAUGUGUUAAACUGAAAAUGAAGAGCUCUCCCUCCUUUCAGCCUCUUAAGAGGGCCGUGGCUAGAGGGGCUUGGUAAUAGGGGAGUGUAAAAAUUCUUUUGUAAUAGGUCACAGAUUUGAAACCUACCCAGAAUUCUCUUUGUUAUGAUAGCUGGUCUGAAAUAAACACAUACCACUUACUUCCAUGCUUGUUAUUACUGUUAUGUCAAUCCUUGCAGAUACCACUGUGGAGAACGUAAAGGCUUGAGUCUGUCCAGGCAUUGCAGUAGGUGGAAAUAAAUUCAUGGUGUGAUUUGUUCUUUCCUUAUGUGACACUUUUCCUGUGGUAGGUUCUAUGUUUCUGCUUAGAAAUACUAAAUAUGCUUUAAAUUGAAGGAGUAUAGAAUAUGUCAGAUUGCUGUCAGUGCUGGCAUAGCUUAGAAAAAAUUUACUCGUAACUUAAAGGAGAAAUGUACUCUACAGAUGACUCUCAGAAGAAGAGAGUGAGAGUUGGCUUAAAUGAAGUGCCAGCCAGACACAGAACACCGACUCCCUUUAGAAGGCUGCCUUACACAAAAGGGAUGAGGCUAUAAAAGCUACUUUUCAUUCAAAUAUCUUGGAGGAAGUGGCAUGCAAAAUUUCAAAUUCCCCUGUUUUGUUCUGCUUAAAGUGAACUUGUUUAUUAAAUUUCUUAUUAUGAAAGACCAUUGCACAAUAAGAAUGUGUAUUCACUACAUUGUAAAAUGUGUUUUAGCCACGUCUUAAUGAGACCUAUCAUGUACUCUUAAGUGUGGUAUUUAUCAUGUUAUUUUCAGCUUUUAAAAGGACUAGUCUGGUCUAUUAUAUUGAAAAGGUUCUGGGAGCCACAGGGAAAGAAAAAUAAACCAGCUAAUCUUAAAGUAUUUUGUUUCCUUGUUUU